AUGGAGCCAAUCAGAGCCCGCACCUCCCACGGCCCCGCCCCCCGGGCCAUUCCGGGCGGGCCCGGCAGGGCCCAGGCCGCGGGUGCAGGAGGGCGGCGCCGCUGGGCGGGGGCCGAUGGGGCCUGGCGGACUGGCUGCGUUAGUGCGGGGCUUGCCUGGACGCUAGUGUGUUGGGCGGUGAGGGGGCGAGGCGGGGCGCUCCGGCCCGCCCGGGAUGGACCAGCCCCGGCCUGGCGGGACCGAGUCGGAGGGGGCGGAGGCUGGGCCGCGGCGGGCAAGCGGAGCGGCGCGCCUGUCCGGAGCUCGGCAGCGGCGGCGCCUGAGGAGGCUGAGGCGGCGGCGGCGGCAGCGGGCCUGGACGAGCGACCGGAGGUGGCGGACGCGGCGCCAGGGGCCCCCAUGGGCGGGUGUGUGGGCGCCCAGCACGACUCCUCAGGCAGCCUCAACGAGAACUCGGAGGGCACCGGAGUUGCUUUAGGUCGUAACCAGCCUUUGAAAAAGGAGAAACCAAAAUGGAAAAGUGAUUAUCCCAUGACAGAUGGACAACUGCGCAGCAAGAGGGAUGAAUUUUGGGAUACCGCACCAGCUUUUGAAGGUCGCAAAGAGAUUUGGGAUGCCUUGAAGGCUGCAGCACAUGCUUUUGAGAGCAAUGAUCAUGAACUGGCACAAGCAAUCAUUGAUGGUGCAAACAUAACUUUACCACAUGGUAGGUUUAGUGUUCCUCAAGGACAAAGGGGACACAAUCAGCUUGUUUAUAUAAUAGUAAGAAACCAAAUGGAAAGCAUUUGUUUUUCUUGUUAUACAUUACCCUAACUUUUGAAAAAAAUGUAGCCAG
Molecule: messenger RNA, 835 nt
Organism: Choloepus didactylus (southern two-toed sloth)
Lineage: Eukaryota; Metazoa; Chordata; Mammalia; Pilosa; Megalonychidae
Gene: UBTD2
Product: ubiquitin domain containing 2
Exons: 4
Coding region: 1-813 (270 amino acids)
Source: RefSeq, a predicted model, not a curated record